Molecule: messenger RNA, 834 nt
Organism: Plasmodium relictum
Lineage: Eukaryota; Apicomplexa; Aconoidasida; Haemosporida; Plasmodiidae
Product: conserved Plasmodium protein, unknown function
Exons: 1
Coding region: 1-834 (277 amino acids)
Source: RefSeq, a predicted model, not a curated record
AUGCUAUGUAAAAACAAGAAUAAUGUAAUACUAAAAUUUUUGAAAAGUGGUAGAAACAAUGCUUUUAAUAACUUUAUAAAUAUAUCUGAAAUAUGUGGUAAUAAAAUAUUGUUAAGAAGAUAUAACACAGGAACUCAUAGUUUAAGGAGUGAGUUUAUCAGUCAAAAUGCUUUUUCUUUCCUAAAUAAUAAUAAUAAAAUAUUAAGAACAAAUUUAAGAAAAUGUUUUUCUACAACAUCAACUAUUCAAUCAAACAUACCAACAACACAAACUACCAACAGUUUAACUUCUGAAUAUUCAAAGGACAUGUCGAUUUUAAAUAAUUCCAAUGUUUUAAUAUUUUUCGAUAAAAAUCAGCCUGAAACAAUUGGUCAAAAGAUUUAUAGAUAUUUAGAUAUAACCGGAUUUUUAACAAGAUAUAAUAAUAGAAAAGAAUGGAUUCUUGAUUUAGAUCCUUAUACUAGAUUGUCUACAGUUAUGUUAACUGAGUACGAAAGAAAAUUAAUGAUUUUUUUAAAAUUUCAUGUAUAUUUAUUAUUUGUAAUUUGUGUAUAUUUAUGGUAUCAUGCUCAAGUUCAUUUUACGAUGAAGUCACCCUGCCCAAAGCCAUAUGCAUAUGGACAUUUAGAUGGAAGAAAAAGAGAUUUUACUUGGCAUGGAAAAUUAUUUUUUAUUUAUCCAAAGACUAGGUGUAAAGAAUGUCGCUGGCUAGAUGUUCAAUGCAAAAAAGAAUGUUUUGAAAAACUAAAACAAGAAGGGCAUAAAUUUAUUAUUAAUAAAGGAGAUCCUUUAUCAGUACCAAAAAGUGUUUUAUAUCCAUCUCAUUUUCACUAA